UAAUAUAAACAAAAAAAAUAUAGUAUUGCUAAAGCAAAUCUUAAAAAAGAAUAUAAAAUAAAAUCAUAGCGAUUAUAAUUAUAAGAGAUCGACUGAAGAGCUUAGUUAAAGCAGUUAGUCGGAGGAAAAGAGGCGUGAUUAUUGGAUAGGAAUUUGAUGUGAGAAUGCAAUUGUUUUGAUGAAAAUCUAACUUCAAAGUUAGGUAAGCUGUUAUUGUGUGAAAAGAGGAGUAACCGCUUCGCAGUGGAUAACAACAGAAAAGCUAAAAACCCAAAUUUGUUGUCUGACGUGCAAGCAACAAACAAUCCAUCGCAAAAAAAAUAUCUUCAGCACAAAUGGUUUUAAGUACUUGAUUAGCUAUUUAGAAAAGCUUUUUGUAAAUGCGCGCCACAGUGAGUUUGAUGGCGUCCCACGGUGUUGGGGAUCCAAGUAUGUCACGUCCAGAUUAUGAACAAAGUGCUCUGCAUCAUAGUUGUUUAUUGGUGUUGCUGCGUGGCGUCGGGCCAUCAAAGCCACGUUCGUUGCAAAAAGCUUUCGAUAAAGUACGUCGUGUGAAUAACAUUAAAGUUAAUGACUCUUCUGGUUUAACACGUGAUAUUUGGGUGCGCUACGUGCAUGACCAUCCAGUUGAGAAUAAUGAUUGGGGUGAUUUUCAAACACAUCGACGUUUAUUGGGCUUAGUGACUAUUGGUAAAUUUGAUACUCAAACUGAGUUAAAUGAACUGUGUCGUCAACAUGAAUCUUUAAAAGUGCGCUAUAGCAGUACCUUAUACGAUUCAAGAGCCAUAUUUUUUGGUCCUACAAUUUCGAAUAUUACAAAUUGCAAUGAUAAAAAUAGUUUAGGAAGUUCAUUAUCAAAUGCCACUCCAAUUGCAUCUUUAGAAACAAUAAAAGAAAACACUGGUGAUACAUUAAACGCACCUAGGCUGAAACGUUUACAAGAUGAAUACACGACGCCCUCUAAUUUUAAAGCUCAAGCUUUUUUUUAUCGUGAACAUGAUUUAUGUUCUGACCUCGAGUCUUAUAUAGCAGAAUUUGUCAAUUCAAUAUUUUGGGUGUUAGAAUCAAAACGUCUAGAGCGAUCGCGUGAAAAAGUGGAAAGGAUGACGCUUUUGACAGUACCUUUUGAAAAACGAGACUUUGUUGGAAUGGACAUGGAGUCGCGUAGUAUGCGUAAACGUAGUGCCGGACGAAAUAUGAAAAAUUUGGCAGAUUUAUCGCUGCAAGCUGGUUUAGUCGAAGGUUCACUUGGACUUUAUCACAAUGCUUGGGAUACAUUGCGAUCGAUUAAUGAUAUCUUAUGGUUAGGCGCAGCUGAGGAGGGUUUAUGUGCAGCUUCUGCAGUUUUAUUGUAUUCACAUUUACGGGAUGUUGAAACGACUUUGUAUCGCAAUGCAUCAUUGCAAGAAGGGUCAUCACCGCUACGUAAUACACCUGAAAAAUGGCGUGCAAGUGAUUUGACAAAAAAAGUUACCACUCCCGAUCAAAUUAUGUACGAAACACAAACUACAACAGCACCACAUAUGACAUCAGCUUCAUCAUCGUGUUCAUCAGUGUCGUCUAUUCUUACAAAUUCUUCAGCAUCUGGUACAUCGACAUCUUCAUCGUCCCCUUCAACAUCAACAUUAUCAGCAGCUAUUUAUGGACAACGAGGCAAUGAAUUGCCUGCCAACAUAUUAAAACCUGACCAGAUACCAUCAACUUUUCGGAAAGCCAUAUAUAAUUAUAGUAGAUUUCGUAAUGCAGCCAUUGUAGAAACAGAAGCUGCACUGAAGGCAGCUCGCAUAUGCAUUGAACAAAAUAAGCCUCUCGAUGUUGCGAUGUUCUUACAAAAUAUACUGUAUAUUACUUUAAAUUUAAGCGAAGCAGAAUACGUAAAGCGGUUUGAAGUAAUUACCGAUUUAUAUCAACAAAUAGGAUAUAAUCGUAAGGCGGCAUUUUUUCAACGCUUAGCUGCUUCAAAGCAUGUACAGCAAGGAAAUCCCAAUCCAGAUUGGUCGCAAACGUAUCGAUUAAUUUUAGACAGUUUUUCGGGCUAUACGUUGCAAUUGGAUCCAUUGGAAGUAAUUGAAAAUGCCUCUGGUUGGCCAGCUUUGCAAAUUGUAGUGCUACAGAGUUUAAUAACAGCUGCACGACGUUUAGGCCAAUCUGCUUUGGCUACAAGGCAUAUGACGUUUUUAUUGCAGACGCAAUGGGAAAAUAUGUCCUCAAAAGAGCAGAGUGAAAUGGCUGUUCAACUACAGAAUUUAAGUGCUCAAUGUGAAGGUUCUCCUGUACCUUUAGUGCUCGAAAGUGGUAAAGUGAUACCACCAGCAAAUUUAACUGAUCUGCCGUUUUGUAUAGAUUUGAUAGUUAAAGAUUUACCUGCUCAUAUGCGACCAUUACGCAUCAAAGUUGACAAAGCCGACAGUGGACCAUUUUUAUUCACGCCGAUUCAUUUUAGUUCAAUUGAUAGGCGUGAGAAGAAAAAAGAUAAAAAUAAAAUAUCAUUUUUAUGGGUUCAGAAUAAUCUUAGCGAAGUCACUGUACGGUUGCGUAAUCCUCUUCCAUUCGAAUUGAUUGUUUGUGAUAUGCGUUUAUUAACAAAUGGCAUUGUUUUUGAGUCAUUACCUCAAACCGUUACACUCCAACCACAUGUACCAACAUAUGUCACACUACAUGGUACACCAAUAGAGGUAGGACAGCUUGUUAUUCAAGGAUAUAGUACGCAUACGUUGGGAGUGAAGUCUAAUUGUCGUAUGAAGCAUAUGCACGGACGAAAAUUUCCAUCCAAUUAUCUUAUAGAUGUGAUACCUGCGCUGCCAAAAAUUUCUGUAACUACUUCUUUACCACAAACAGCUACGUUCAGUAAUUUAGCAAGUUCAGACUUAGUGAUUACUUCAGCCAGUUUAACUAUGUACAAUGGCGAAUCGUCUAGUUGCGUUAUAACCAUAACGAAUGAAAGUACCUUACCCGUUGAAAAUUUAGAAGUUGUUAUCAAUUCGAAUGUAGAACUCGAUAUUCAGAAGAAAAUAUUUCAAAUUGAUGAAAAGGAACUUCAAUCAAAAUUACCUAUACAAGCAAAUAGUUCUAUGGAUUUUACUGUGUUUAUAUUUGGAGAAGCCGAUUUUAUCUGUCCAACGGUUAGCCAAAGAGCUGCAUCUAUACAUUCCAAUAGUACUAUAAAUGUUUUAACAAAUGACUAUGGUUUAACCGCUAUGAGUGCUGGUGCUACUAGCAGUAACGCUGGUGGAACUGGCACUCAAUCUUUGCAAUAUGCAAGUCUACCAGCACGGUUUGGGUCACCUAGUCAGCAAACAUACAAUAGACGAAAUGAUACUACGAACUCAAGUUUCCGUUCUUCAGCAUCUGGUACUACAACUGUUACUGGUGGAGGACAUUCAUUAGCAACAUUAAGUUUACCUCAAUCUGGUGCUAAUAUUAACCAAUACGCACAACACAUCGAGGCGCAAUUUCGAAUUAAAUAUUCUGGAGGUGAAGGUUUAUUAGAAGGCUAUUGUCGGCAAUGUGCAAUUUCUUUUAAUUUGGAACUUUUGCCUAGUGCGCAGAUAACAAAUUGGGAUGUGCUGCCCGCAGAAGUCCCUUCUCAAUUUUAUUUAGUAUUAGACGUAUCUAAUUUAACUGCUCAAGAAAUGACGCUCAAUUAUACAAAUAAUAAAAAUAUUCUUAUUGAGGCGAAAGAAAGUUGUCGUGUACCAAUACCAGUGGAUCGUUGCUCAUUGGAGCAGGUGUGUGCUGCGCGUGAAGCUGAAUAUGCUGAAAAUAUGGAAAAAGAGCUCUGUUUUCGCACUCAAAUGCUCUCUUUUACUGAUUCAAUAAGUAAACUCUGCUCUGAACAUAUUGCCGAGCGUGUUAAAAUAAAUUGGUUACUAAGUGGAACGGAUAUACAGGGUAUUGCUUCAUUGCGCGGUAUUGUGCUAACUGCAGCAAUGAUCGAUUUGACCACAGUGUCACCACUACAUUGGACUGUUUUAUUCCAAGAUACACCUGUACAACCGCAAUCUGGAAUUGUUUGUAUAGCUGGGCAGAGUGCAAUAUUAAAAGUAGUUGUUUACAAUCAAUCGGUACAACCUCUCAAGAAUUUAGUACUAACUAUUAAGUUCUAUCAGGAUUAUUUAAAUGGAAUUGAAAAUAAAAAUUUAGAAACCCGUGUAGCUCUCUCUGGACCAAAUAGAGUUUUAAUACCACUGCUUCAAAAGAAUGAGCAAGCUGAACAUCAGUGCUCCAUUAUUUUCUUUACACCGGGACGGUUUAAAACCAGUAUACAAUGUUAUACCAAACCAAAACAAAAGAAAUCAGUAAGUAUUACAAACCCACUGUUGUCUCGUUCAUGUCCGGUGCCUGAGAUGAAUUCAUCACAAGCUAAAGCAGACGCAGCGCAAUUACUUCUACAAGAUAUAACCGGUGCAACCAGCUAUCAUGAACAGCAGGAACAUGUAUGGAAGUUUAUACCACCCAUUGAAGUGACAGUCAUAAAGCAACAAUGAAUAAAUUAUAUAUAUAGAAAUUCAUAUAUGUAUAUAAAACGAUUUUUGUUUAGUUGAUAUAAUUGCUGCCGCAAUAAACUUCAGAGAACCAGCACAGAUCAUUUACGUCAAUUUUUUAAGGCUUACUUUUUUUAUAUAUAUGCAUAUUGUCCAUUCAGCUAAAAUGUAUAAAU
Teleopsis dalmanni is the source of this 4660-nucleotide messenger RNA. RefSeq names its product protein brunelleschi (gene brun). The transcript is spliced from 10 exons. Lineage: Eukaryota; Metazoa; Arthropoda; Insecta; Diptera; Diopsidae. The record is from RefSeq and is a predicted model, not a curated record. Bases 381 to 4487 code for a protein of 1368 amino acids. Gene Ontology annotation, cellular component: trans-Golgi network.